AUUCGUUAUGAUUGUAAUAGUUUCUACCGCGAAAAUGGAUAUCGUAAUAAGAUCUUAUAGUUUUCGAUUGUGACUACGGUAUUGUAAUUAAAUACUUUUCCUCUUGCAUCAUGGAGACUGAUUACCUAAAUCUACAAGAUUGUAAACUAUUCCCAAACUUGGAAAUAACUAAUGAACAGAAUAUUAUAAAUGAAGAUUCGCUUUCUAAUUUUAUUGAUAAUAAUUUGGAACCUCCGUCCGAACAUAUUUCUAUUGAUGAUAUGUGGAAUCUCUUGGAAGAUUCUCCAAAUGAUUUAAAUGUAAUAAACAAUACGAUGCUAAAUUAUGACUUAGACUCUAAUGAAAUUAUUAAUAAAGAAGAUUAUAACAGAACUGUUAACGACUGGGAUGAACAUCUUGAAUCAUUACCGGAUAUGGACGAUGAUAUGAACAACGUAUCUAAAGAUACGACUCUUCUAGGAACGAAUAAUUCUUAUUUACAUUUAAAUGACCUAGAAGAAAGUAAUGUUGAAAUCAUAUCUAAUAUGAAAAUUAAAAUCAAAGGUUCAGGUAUUGCUGAUUAUAAAAAUAAUUGUGUAAAGAAUACUAGUAGUGAAAAUUCUCAAGAGGAUUUUAAUACGAAAAAGAAAAUCCAAAGUGAGAAUAAGACUACCGCAACUGAAAAUAAAAACAGAAAAAGAACAUAUACCGAAACUAUUACCACAAAGGGGAAAAAAAUGAAAAGGAAUUUAUACGAAGAAAAGGAACAAGAAGAGACUGAUACUUGUAUUGAUAUUGUAACAGUGCCCGAAGAAACACCAAUGUUAGAAGCUGGUGAUGUCAACAGUUUAUUUGAACAAUUUGAGGCAUCAGAAAUUUUUUCUGUGAAUGCAUCGUGUCACAAUAAAGUUUCUAAACAAUCCAAUCAAAAUAUACGAGCACAACCAAGAAAAAAGAAAUUGCCUGCACAUUCUAAAAACACAAAUUCACCGGUCCAUUCAGGAAACAGUAAUUCACCAGUUUAUCCAAAGAAACCAAAUUCAUCACCUCCGAAUUCAAUAAAAGACAUUAACGAUCCAGCAUCUAAAGAAGUGAUUGACAGGAUAAAGGCCCUUAAUAAAGAAACAAAAAAAGGAAUUUCUGUGAUACCUGCAAUGCCAAACCUUCGUAAAGGAGGACGAAAUAACAGCAAUCGAAUACAAGAUAUCACUAGUACAACGUUAUCAAAGAACAAAGUUGUUAAGGUGGCAAAUAAGGGUAAAAAUAAAACAAUCAACGGUGGAUCAAUCCAAUUGGACCAUGAUUAUUGCAGCAAUUCCAACUUCACCGUUAACGAUCCAGACAAUAGUGCUAGUGAAAAGAAAACUAGUGAAAAUAGUGAAAAAACUCUAAGUACAAAAAAUAAAUCUAAAAAAUGCAAUCGUCCUUGUGCAGUGAAAAACAGGACAACAACAGUUAGACAAGCUAAAAGCUUUAAAGAAAGUGACAAAAGUAAUGUUCAUAAAAACUUUAUAAAGGACAAUAGUUUAGAAUCGGCUAAAACAAGUAACAAUAGUGAACAAUUCUUACCAUACAAUAGUAAUAGUAAUAAUACAGUUGAAAAACAAUUUAAUAAGCAGACAAAAGAGCACCUCAUAAAUACUCAACCUUUAAAACAAGAAAUAAAACCACCUUCUCAUGAAAGCACACCCCAAAAAAAUGCACCAAUGUGUGUGAUGAAAAUACAAUCUGCAAUAGUAGCAAAAAUUCUCAGAUCAAAAAAUAAAAAAUUAAACAAUUCAGCACCAAUAAAAGAUAAUAAACAAAUGGUUUCUGUAUUAAAAAAGCCACCGACAGUACAACCAAUAGUACAACCAAUUGCUACUAAUAAUAAUGAAAGCAUAGUUACAACUACCAAUAGCUCCAAUAAUAUUGUGCAAAACAUUAUAAUAGAAAAUAUUGAAGAUAUUCCGAAAAAAAUCGAAACCAAACCACCUCCUCGCAAAAAACUAAAUUUAGCUGAAUAUAGAAAUAGAAGAGUAAAUUCAAAUGUUACCUCAAAACUGGCCGCUCAAUCAAUGACAAUAGCAUAUGUAUAUCAAGCCUCGACAACCACAGAACCAUUCAAAGAUCAAUUGGGAAACGAACUUUGGUGCGAAAGAGAAUGCAUCCCAGAAAAAAUAUCCGAAGCCGAUCUAAAUAAAUUAAAGGCAAAACCACCUACCAGAGACAUGGAGACUCAAACAUACGAAACUGUAUUUAAGUAUGCUACAAAAUGUUUGAGGGAUUUUGAUGAGAAAAAUGAAAUUCCUAUCAAAUCUUUGGUAGAUGUUGAUGAAAGAAACACAAUGUCUACCAAAUCUCCUAUAAUUAUCAAUGAGGAAAAUGAAGUUUCUACCAAAUCAUUGAUGGAUGUUGAUAAAAGGAAUGAUGAAAGACAACAGAGCAAAAAACAUAUAUUAGAUAGAGAAGAGCAACAAGCUAAUAAAAAACGCAAGCUUGAUUCAAGUUCAAGUCGAUCUAGAAGCCGAUCAUACAGUACAAGUAGAAGUAGAAGUCCGAGUCCAAACCGAAACGAACAUCACCGAGACAGAAGUAAAAACAGAUCUAGCAGACACAAUAUCCGCCAUAAAAGAAUUAAUCAUCGCCCCAGUUCAGUUAGUUCAAACGUCAGCUGUACAUCACAAUCGCUCUCAGACAUAAGAUCCAAUUCUAGAUCGCGAUACUCAUUCUCACAUUCAGAAUCAUCAAGAUCAAGAUCCACCUCAAUGUCCGAUCAAUAUUCUCCUUGCUCAAGAUCUUCCCCUAAUUCAAAUGACGGAAGCAGUAAAUGGCACCCUGAAAAUAGGUCCAUAAAAAGAAACUUUGCCGAAGUCAGUAGAAAUGGUGACAGGUAUAACGGAAUGCCGUCAAAAAAUUCUCACAACAACAAAAAUGGGAGAAGUUCGUCAUCAAAUAAUUAUCAAAGAUCGUAUGGCCGGUAUUCAGAAAAAAAAUCAAAUGAAUACAGGCAAAAUGUCAUUUAUGCUGGGUGUUUGGAAAGUGGGGCAACUAAAGCUACUUUAUAUCAAAGAUUUCGACGCUUUGGCUCCAUUGAAACAGUAUCGAUACAUCACCGUGAGCAACAUCCUUGGGAUUGUUAUGGUUUUAUAACAUUCUAUUAUAAACACGAUGCAUUCAAGGCUCUAGAACAUGGAAACGAUGAUCCAAAUUUACCCAAAUAUGAAUUAAAUUUUGGCCAUAGAAGAGAUUUUUGCGAAAUUCCAUAUGAAGAUCUUGAUCACUACCGUGAAGAUGAAGAAACUAAAUAUCAAGAUGAUGAAGAAGAAGAAGAAGAAGAAACAUUUGAUAGUCUUCUAAAAAAAGCGAAAGCUAAUAUAGGAAAGCGAAAAGUUUGACAUAUGUACUUUUGGUUAGUUAUAGUAUAAUUUUUAAUUUAUAAGAAUAAAAUAAGGAAUGAAAUAAUAUAGUUAAUUUCUGUAUAACUCGAGUUCUUCCUAUAGCGCGAAUUCAUAUAACACGUAACAUUUAACCGAGUUAUACGGAAAUUUACUGUAAUGUAAAUAAUAUUAUCACAUAUAAUAAGACUACAAUUUUUUUAAGGCAGAGCAGCAUAUUUUGCACAA
Molecule: messenger RNA, 3584 nt
Organism: Polistes dominula (European paper wasp)
Lineage: Eukaryota; Metazoa; Arthropoda; Insecta; Hymenoptera; Vespidae
Biological process (GO): positive regulation of transcription by RNA polymerase II
Cellular component (GO): nucleus
Molecular function (GO): RNA binding; transcription factor binding
Source: RefSeq, a predicted model, not a curated record